UGCGCAUGCGUGUAUAAAAGCGGUGCAUGCGCAACCCUCUGCACUCACAACACUUGGGAACGUCGAACCUACUCAACAUGAAGGUCAUCAUCGUAGCUACUGUCCUAGCGGUGUGCAGCGGCGCCUUGGGCGGCGUAGUGCCGGUGGCGGCGCCCUACGCCUACGGGCGGCCGCUGGGGCUGGCGGCGCCGGUGGUGGCACACGCGCCCGCUUACGCAGCGCCUUACGCAGCGCCUUACGCCGUCGGCGUCGGACACGCCAUCGCUAAGGUGGCGGCUCCGGUCGACGAAUACGACCCCAACCCCCAGUAUUCAUACGCUUACGACAUUCAGGAUGCUUUGACAGGUGACUCCAAGAACCAGCAAGAGACCAGAAACGGCGACGUAGUCCAAGGCUCGUACUCGCUGGUGGAGCCCGACGGCACCCGGCGCGUCGUGGAGUACACCGCCGACCCCCACAACGGAUUCAACGCCGUCGUGCACAAGGAGCCGGUGGGCGCCGCCGUCGUCAAGGCCGUCGCUCCCGUCGCCGCCCACGCUUACCUCCACUAGUCCCAAACGAUGACCACCAGACGGGGCUGGAGUAAUCAGAAAUAUACCAUCUUCGGGGCCCUAGCAUCUAUGACCACCAAUGUCAUCAACUUUCACCAUUGUAUCAAUAACUAAGAGACGGUAGUUACGUAAAAUGAGCCCUCAUUUCUGUAAUCUUAACUUCGUCUGACAGAUUUGCCGCUUAGAUGGAUUUAGAGGUGCCGAUGACAUUAAACUACAUUAAAUACAGUUUACUGUCCGCCUCGUGAUAUGUAGUCUAAGAAAUCGGCCACCAAACGUAUUAAACUGGUUAUCAAAGGAGAACUUUGGAUAUAUUUUGCGCUUUAUGAAAAUUAGAGUGUUCCGCUUUUUUCUUGAUUAUUAUUUUUUGUUAACGGACUAAGAAUGUCAGUUAUUGUUUACACGUUGAACUUAAGGGGAUCUAAUUGUAAUUAGCAGUUGUUAGGAGUGAUGUCAGCGUGGUAUUUGUUACGUGAUUGUAAGUAAUGCGUUUAUUUAAAUCCGUCUGGGCUGGCUUAUGUUCCGUCCCAGUGACCUGAACCGUGUUGUGUUGAUUAUUUAUGUUUAUGUAUUGUUAUGUACUAGUGUUAAAACUAAGGUAAUAAAUAAGAGGAAUCGAA
Molecule: messenger RNA, 1171 nt
Organism: Ostrinia furnacalis (Asian corn borer)
Lineage: Eukaryota; Metazoa; Arthropoda; Insecta; Lepidoptera; Crambidae
Gene: CPR73
Product: cuticular protein RR-2 motif 73
Exons: 3
Coding region: 27-551 (174 amino acids)
Cellular component (GO): extracellular matrix
Source: RefSeq, a predicted model, not a curated record